CUGCAACCCUCCUGCAUCUUAAAUUAAAGGUUAGCGCAACAUGAAGCGCCGUUAAGGUGAGCAGGUCAACUGGGGGGUUGACUCCUCUCCCAUAACUGGUUAAACCCCCCUGGAUGUGGACUAGUUUCGCUUUCCCCCAGCCUGGACUUGCUGUCUCGGUCCAGAUGUGCUUCGGUCCGGUUCGGUCCGGGCUAAUGGUUUAUGUUUCUUGAUCUAAUUAACUCCCGGAGCCACCUUAAAAAGCGGGCAGGGUGAUCCCGGCCUGGCCCCGCCUCUCGCGGCUCGUGCGGCAGACGUCGCUCCGGCAGUUUUCCCGGGUCUCUUUCUGGAUGUAGUCGUUGUCGGAACCCACCGAGUCCGAAACCCAACAGCACCGCCGCGAACGGGCUCCAUUUACCGGAUCUGCAGCGCCAGGAGUGGGGAGGUGACUUUUUUUUCAGCCCCUCCUUAUCGAUUCUUUUCUGGAUUCGGUUCGUUUUCGCCCCCAGGACCAGAGUCUGUUCUCCGCUGCUGAAGGAACUGGUUUCAACGUCGGGACGAAGACCAGUUGGAGGUCCCCCCCUUCCUCCUCUUCCUCCUCCUCUUCUUCCUCCCCGCUGCUCGGAGGUUGUUCCACCGCUGAGCCCUGUUGGGAGAUGGACCAGCCCCAGUAAGGACGCUGCCCCGCGGUUCGGACUCAGUAGCAGGACGUGAUUUGGACCAGAGCUCGCCUGUUGAAGAGUGGCAACAUGUUUACUUCCUGGUUUCCAUGGUGAUCAGAGGGAGCAUGCUCGUCCACGCCCGGAUCUAAGCUCAGCGUUCGUCUCCAGCAGCUGCCUCCAGAGGGGAGAAGACCUAUCUGUCCAGAACCGCGACCCGCCAGAACCGACCACACCCAGAACCCGUCAGCCAGCCCGGACAGAGGAGGAGCGCCAGCGGCAUCGACAUGGCCAACAACACAGCUGACCACCCUCCGGGGAACUCGGUGGCUGAGGGCGGCCAUGAUGGCGGCCAUGACGGCGACUUUGGAAUCAGCAUGCAGGAGCUGAAGGACCUGAUGGAGCUGCGGAGCUCUGAGGCUGUCGGAAAGAUCCAGGACGGUCACGGAGACGUGCAGAACAUCUGCCGCAAGCUCAAGACCUCGCCCAUUGAAGGUCUGUCUGGAAACCCGGCCGAUCUAGAAAAGCGCCACGCUUCAUUUGGGAAGAACUUCAUCCCUCCCAAGAAGCCGAAGACGUUCCUGCAGCUGGUGUGGGAGGCGCUGCAGGACGUCACAUUGAUCAUCCUGGAGAUCGCUGCCAUCAUCUCCCUGGGCCUGUCCUUCUACCAUCCACCAGGGGGCAAUGCUGAAGCAUGUGGCCAGGCUGGGGGCGGCGUGGAGGACGAGGGAGAGGCGCAGGCUGGCUGGAUCGAGGGAGCCGCCAUCUUGUUCUCUGUCAUCAUCGUGGUUCUGGUCACGGCCUUCAACGACUGGUCCAAGGAGAAGCAGUUCCGUGGCCUCCAGAGUCGCAUCGAGCAGGAGCAGAAGUUCACCGUCAUCCGCAAGGGCCAGGUGAUCCAGAUCCCCGUGGCCGAGAUUGUGGUGGGAGACAUCGCUCAGAUCAAGUACGGAGACCUGCUUCCCGCCGACGGCAUCCUCAUCCAAGGCAACGACCUGAAGCUGGAUGAGAGCUCUCUGACCGGAGAGUCGGAUCAGGUCCGGAAGUCCCUGGACAAAGACCCCAUGCUGCUGUCCGGGACUCAUGUGAUGGAAGGCUCUGGCAGAAUGGUGGUGUCGGCCGUUGGCCUCAACUCCCAGACCGGCAUCAUCUUCACCCUGCUGGGCUCCAGUGAGCACGACGAGGAGAAGAAAGUCAAAAAAGGUAAAAAACAAGGACCCCCCGAAAAUCGCAACAAAGCCAAGACCCAGGACGGCAUCGCGCUGGAGAUCCAGCCGCUGAAGAGCGAGGAGGCCACCGAGUCGGAGGAGAAGGAGGAGGUGAAGCAGGUCAAGAAGGUCAACGUGACCAAGAAGGAGAAGUCUGUUCUGCAGGGCAAGCUGACCCGGCUGGCGGUCCAGAUCGGCAAGGCUGGUCUGUUCAUGUCCGCCCUCACCGUCAUCAUCCUCAUCCUCUACUUUGUCAUCCACACGUUCGCCAUCCAGGGCCUUCCCUGGAUGGCCGAGUGCACGCCCAUCUACAUCCAGUACUUCGUCAAGUUCUUCAUCAUCGGCGUGACGGUUCUGGUGGUGGCGGUUCCCGAGGGGCUGCCGCUUGCUGUCACCAUCUCUCUGGCCUAUUCCGUCAAGAAGAUGAUGAAGGACAACAACCUGGUGCGCCACCUGGACGCCUGUGAGACAAUGGGCAACGCCACGGCCAUCUGCUCGGACAAGACGGGCACGCUGACCAUGAACCGCAUGACCGUGGUGCAGGCGUACAUCGGAGACACGCACUACAGGACGGUCCCGGAACCUGACGCCAUCAACCCGGGAACGCUGGACACCCUGGUCAACAGCAUCUCCGUCAACUCCGCCUACACCACCAAAAUCCUGCCUCCAGAGAAGGAAGGCGGCCUCCCGCGCCACGUCGGCAACAAGACGGAGUGCGCCCUGCUGGGUCUGGUGCUGGACCUGAAGAGGGACUACCAGCCAAUCAGAGACGAGAUCCCAGAGGAGAAGAUGUACAAGGUUUACACAUUCAACUCCUCCCGCAAGUCCAUGAGCACGGUGCUGCAGAACGCUGAUGGAGGCUUCCGGAUGUACAGCAAAGGAGCGUCGGAAAUCGUCCUGAGGAAGUGCUCCCGGAUCCUAGACGCUAAGGGUCAGCCCCGUGUAUUCAAGACCAAAGACCGAGACGAGAUGGUGAAGAAGGUGAUCGAGCCGAUGGCGUGCGAUGGACUGCGGACCAUCUGCGUGGCGUACCGGGACUUCCCUGCUGAGGCCGGGGAACCUACCUGGGACAACGAGAACGACAUCCUGAACGAGCUGACCUGCAUCGCCGUGGUGGGCAUCGAGGACCCCGUCAGACCCGAGGUACCCGCGGCUAUCUCUAAGUGCCAGCGGGCGGGAAUCACCGUGCGCAUGGUAACCGGGGACAACAUCAACACGGCCCGCGCCAUCGCCACCAAGUGCGGCAUCCUGCUGCCAGGAGAGGAGUUCCUCUGUCUGGAGGGCAAAGAGUUCAACACGCAGAUCAGGAACGACAAGGGAGAGGUAGAACAGGAGCGUCUGGACAAAGUCUGGCCCAAACUUCGGGUUUUGGCACGUUCAUCGCCGACGGAUAAACACACCCUGGUUAAAGGAAUCAUCGACAGCACGGUGGGAGAAACCCGACAGGUGGUGGCCGUGACGGGAGACGGCACCAACGAUGGCCCUGCUCUCAAGAAAGCCGACGUGGGCUUUGCCAUGGGCAUCGCCGGUACCGACGUGGCCAAGGAGGCGUCCGACAUCAUCCUGACCGACGAUAACUUUACCAGCAUCGUGAAGGCCGUUAUGUGGGGCAGGAAUGUCUACGACAGCAUCUCCAAAUUCCUGCAGUUCCAGCUGACCGUCAACGUGGUGGCCGUGAUCGUGGCCUUCACUGGUGCCUGCAUCACCCAGGACUCCCCUCUGAAGGCCGUGCAGAUGCUGUGGGUCAACCUCAUCAUGGACACUCUGGCGUCCCUCGCCCUGGCCACCGAACCGCCCACCGAGUCGCUACUGCUACGCAAACCCUACGGCCGCGACAAGCCCCUCAUCUCCCGGACCAUGAUGAAGAACAUUCUGGGCCACGCCGUGUUCCAGCUCAUCAUCAUCUUCACUCUGCUGUUUGCAGGGGAAAAGUUCUUCAACAUCGACAGCGGCCGCAACGCUCCGCUGCACUCCCCGCCGUCUGAACACUACACCAUCGUCUUCAACGUGUUCGUGAUGAUGCAGCUCUUCAAUGAGAUCAACGCCAGGAAGAUCCACGGCGAGAGGAACGUGUUCGAGGGCGUGUACAAGAACCCCAUCUUCUGCAGCGUGGUCCUGGGCACCUUCGCCCUGCAGAUCAUCAUCGUUCAGUUCGGAGGGAAGCCGUUCUCCUGCGCGCCGCUCACCAUCGACCAGUGGCUGUGGUGCGUCUUCGUGGGAAUGGGCGAGCUGCUGUGGGGACAGCUGAUCUCAGCCAUCCCGACCCACCACCUGAAGUUCCUGAAGGAAGCGGGCCACGGCAUCACCAAGGAGGAGAUCCACAAGGAGGAGCUGACGGAGGACACGGACGAGAUCGACCAUGCAGAGAUGGAGCUGCGGCGAGGCCAGAUCCUUUGGUUCCGAGGGCUCAACCGGAUCCAGACCCAGAUUAAGGUGGUGAACGCGUUCCGUAGUUCCAUCUACGAGGUGGAGAGUCCACAUUCCCGUAGCUCCAUCCAUAAUUUCAUGGCCCAUCCUGAGUUUUUGCCGCAUUCUGAGGAGGAGGCGCCUCGGUUCAGCAUCAUUGAGGAGAACAGCGACGCGAUCGAGGAACUUCACUGAUCCUCGGCGAAGGAGAAGCACCUGGCAGCAAGGAGCUCCUCCUCCUUCCCCUCCUCUUCAUCACAUCCACCAGCUGGGUUGUUGCUCUGAGGAGGGGCAUCAUGACUCACCCUCUCAUCAGCACACAUCCUCGCCCCACGCUGCCUCCAUCCUGACUGUGAUGUUGUUCAGUUUGUUCCUCCAUCGCCUCCAUCCCAUCAGCUGGGAAGCGGUGCCUCCUCACCAGGAAUACCUGCUUCUCGUUUAGACUCCCUCAGUUCACUUAUAGAAAUCUUCCUCCCCUUUUCACCUCUGCAUGCUGCAGUGCAUCAUGGGAAGGCAGUUUGUUCUCUUCCCAACACGGCAGCAUGCAGAGACGACCCGCUCUCCGACCUCGUCCCGUCUGAGCCGGGUUCUGUUUCCCCCUGCCCCGGUUUAUCUGCAGCGUCUGUCUUAACCUGAUGCAUGUUUUGAUUUCCUGUUGAGUCGCAUGAUGGCCGCGAGUCCAGCUGUUUGGACGCGUCUCUGUUCAGAGCUCCAUGAUCUUCCUGUCUGUCCCACGUUGGAGAACCUGAAGGAAACAUCCGGCAGAUCUUUUGCUGUUUCGCCACGACAUGGUCGGCUCUGUUGAUCACUACCGUCGCAUUAAACACUAACCGCUUCGUUUCGUUCCCCUCCCCUCUGACGCCGCACGGCGGAGACGCCGGCGCCGGUCGGCCCAUCUGAGCUGCACCGGGUCAGGUUCAACUUAAAGGGGUAUUAUUAUGUAUUUUCCAGGCACAAAGUGCCAUUUUAUAACACAAUCAAGUAACUAUUGUACCUUCAGUUCUAAAAAUGCUGUAUAUAUUAAACAUGACCUAAAAUAAAUUUCUUUACAAUUUAACGCUUUGAAAUUGGGACUCUGUCACCUUUAGAAGCUCCUGUUCUUUCUGACACUUUCUGCUUGGAGACUGCAGCUCAGUUAAACUACACACUUCUUCACCCAGAGUGGUUUCCAUGCAGAUUAAAGGAUUUCUCAAACAUGUAUGAAAGAAUCAAGGCAACACUCCAGGUAGGUUUUUGAUACCUGGAGUGUUGCCUCCAGGUGUUGCCUCCUGGAGGAAUAACAUCAUAACCUGAUGUACAGCUCAAAAUUUUGCAUAAUACCCCCCCUUUAAAAAUCACAGAAAAAAUCAGAACUCAUUUCAAACAGCAGCGUGUUUAGCGUUUGCCCCGACUCAAACGUAGAGCCCACUUUUCCUGCUGUGCAUGAUGGAGGCCUGGCUGGAGCUCCACCUCCCCAUCACAGAGGCCCCGCCCCCUCAGGCAGCUGAACGAAGCUUCCUCUGCUCCCGUCAUCAAACACUAAGGAGUUUAAACAUUCAGAAGGAGCUGACUGCAGUACUGAUCCGUUGGUUGGAUCAAUGCAGGAAGUUCCCUUAAAGUGGAGCCAUGAACAGAGUCAGAAUGAGGCUGCAGACACAGACUGGCAGAGCACAAAGCUUCUAAAGCCAGUAAUGGACAGUAGGCUCAGUGUCUGCAGCUACAAGCUCCUGGGUCCCUCGUCGUCAGGCCUUCCUGGAGUGCCCAUAUCAUUUGUCGCCAGGAGCUCUUGGAGCUCAUGGAUCGGCCAAUGCCAGAAAGUCCUGGGUUUUCCGCCAGGUGCUCCUGCGUCUUCGACCAACGGGCAGCUCUAGAGCUCCUGGGUCGCUCACCUCUGGGCGUUCCCUGAUCGCUCGCCACUGGGCGGUCUUGGGUCGUUCGUCAUCAGGCGCUCCUGGAUCGCUUGUCGCCAGGCGUCCCUGGGUUUUCCGAAACCAGGUGCUCUUGGGUUGUUCGCCAUCAGGCACUAUCAGAUCGAUUGCCACUGGGCGUUCCUAGAUGGUUCUCCGCCAGGCGCUCCCAGGUCGCUCGCCGCUGAGCGCUCCUGGAGCUCCUGAGUCGUCUGCCGUUGUUUCUCUUCCCUCGUUUGUCUGAUUUUCGAUGAGCUGUCAGUGACAUCACACGGCCAGCAGUGGAGCCGGUGUCUGCUCAUCACCAUCACCGUUACCCUGGCGACACCGCUCUGCCCUGCUGUGUUGGACAGGCGUUAGUGUGGAGGCCACGCUGAGGUUUAUAGGAGACUGAUGAUGUCACCAGUCGGCCUGUAGAGUUGAAUCCACUGUGUCCCCGCCGCUUCCCGCAGCGGCGCGUCCGAUCCCUUCAAACAGCCGUCGGCCUCUCCUGACGGAGCCGAUGUGCUACUACUGCCAUAUUUUCCAUGACUUGGUUAAUCUUUUCCCCUCGACGAGCUUUUUCUAAGUACUCAGAGCCAUAUUUUCUAGAAUGUUGUUUUCCGUCAUUAUUCCAGAGGCCCCACCCUGCCCUCCAAACACGACCAAAAAGCGAGGAGAAACUCUUCAGUUGUCACUGCCGAACCGUGUUUGAAGGACCUCUCCGAUGUUUACAUGAGAAGCGGUUUGACCCCCUCAUCUGUUCCUCUCCUCAAUCUUACUGUUUAACUGAGUAGGAAACCUUUCUUGCAUGGUGUUCAUAUAAAAUUCAAUGUUUUGUUCAUUUUUUACAAUUCUUCUGUAUUUUUAUAUUGAGUACUUUUUAAUAUUUUGCAGAUGUAUGAAUCUGUGUACAGGCUGAGGAGUUUGGUGAGCGUUCAGAACCUGAAUGAAAGGAAUCUGCCGUGGACUCUGUUUUUACAGCUCCCAAUGUUUCUGCCACGUGUGGCGUCCGAGUCACCUGACGUUAGGGCUCCCAAACCUGCAGUGACUUGUUUACUUCCUGUUGGCUGUUCACUUCCCAUCAGCCCCUCUGGCUCCAGUUUGGUUUCUUUGUUGUAACGGUUCUGACUUGGUUUGAGUCCAACAUUAAACAGGAAUGUAUCGUUAUUCCGCCAACUUCUGGGUUUGUUUGUUCACUGGAUCAUGUUGUGUCCGGCUCCAGGCUCCGCCCCUCAUCCAGAGCUCGGCGCCGGUUGGGUUAGUCAUCCGUUUACUGCCUCUGUGGGACUCUGGGUCAGAACCGGGCCUACGAUAACCAACUCCUGAGGUUAGUGUUCAGACCCAACCACAUUUCAGCCUCGUGCCAAACACUCAUUUUGGUCUCUGAUCCGUUUCUACACGGAGACGAUUACCCAAGUCCAACCGGACCUGAGAACAGAAUUCCAGAAAAAACCUGAGCUUAGCGCCGGUAGAACCGGGUUGGGCCAGAGGUUCUUCCAGAACCCAGACUUAUCCACCCUGUAGAUUCUGACUGCAGCAGUUAGAGCUGAGUGGUUUCCCGGUCCGGCGCCUGGUUCUGGAGCCUGGAACGGGACACAAGGUGCCGCUGCGCUCCGUCUGACUUUCAGGAUACUGUGGAGAGGGCGGGACUGUCCAAGCUCUCUGACAUCAUUUCCUCUUCCUGCUGAACUCCUGCCCCUGACCAGCAGGUGGCGCGUGUGUAAAUAAUGUCCCAUACCGAAUGAGGCGAACCAGGAAGUGGGAGAGCGGCCAAUCAGCCAAUCAUCACCCAGCAUAGCUUUAAGAAUGUUCUGCCAAAGUCGUUUCCAUCCUCUCCCCUCCCUCCCUCGGCCUGGUUCAGGAUUGUCCCUCUGCUCUUGCCGUAGCCUCAGUGGCUCCGCGGGGCGUCCGGCUGCUUGGACCUCAUCCCGGACGCCCCUGCAGCAGCAGAACUUUGUUUUCCAUCAUGAAGGAGCUUCUUCCGUUACGACCCUGCUCAUCGUCUGCAAAACGAACUGGAACAUCACAGCUGGAAGCCACAUUUACAUUCCGUGUGUAUUUAUCUCCGAUAUGUACGAAUAUAUAUCAGAUUUAAAUAUGAAGGCAGAAAUCCGGUUCUCUGUUUGAACUUUGUUGCAAAAAAGACUGAAAGUUUUAGUUUCUGUAAUUACUAUGAUAGCCAGUUAUAGGCGUUGGUGUUAUUUUUGUAUAAACAUGAUAUCAUCUAUGUGGCAUGCAUGACAUAUAUACAGACUUUGGUGGUUUAAAGCAAUAUGUCCGACCUGGUGCGAUUGGUUCCGUCGUGUUCUGUGUAGCCAGAAAAAACCCAACAAAACCCAGAAAAAAGAAUCAGCAGCUGUUCAGUAUCCGUGUUCAAUGUUCUGUGUUCUGCAUGUUUUAGUACGGAAUGACACAUCCCAACUGUUGACUCCACUCACACACACACACACACACACACACACACACACACACACAGUCAGUCUCCGUUACACUGAGAGGAGAAAACACUGAGCAAACCUGGAAUCUCAUCUUUCUGUUCCCAUCAUUCCUCAUCACAGCACUCAGGUUCACAGACUGUCCCUGAACUCAUCACUCACUCUCACCAAUCUCAUCAAUGAUCUGAAAAACUAAACCUCCGAUAUCUGGAUCAGAAUGCAAACUUUCCCAUCAGCAGUUUGUCGUCUCCAAAAAUUAAAAUCUGACGUCAGAAAUUCAGUUUCUGAAAAAUGAUCUGCUGCUUUACGUGUGAACACGUCUUCGAGAUUUGUCCAAAGCAUUUCUUUUUCUCUCUGGUUGUUGGAUGGUUCCAUCCGACCCGGUUCAGGUGUCACACCAGAUUCUGAGGCGCCCCUGGAUCCGGUGUGACACCAGAUUAACAGGAACCAGUCUGAAGCUGUAAAACAUGACAUCCGGACUGUCUGGAACAUUUUGGAGGGUUUUAUUUUUUUGCGUGAAUGUUUUUACCUCUGCAGCUUCCGACUGACGCUGAGAGGGAAAACUGAAAUAUUCCAAGGAAUCCAUUUCAGCUCAAAUUUAAGAGGCCAAUGAAAUUAUUAUUAUUAUUAUUAUUAGAAAUAUUGUUAUUAAAGUAAACAAAAGCUGAUGCAGUCAGAAAUGUUUGAAAAAUGUUUUUCAGAAUAAAAGCCUGUAUUUACUGCUUGA
Messenger RNA from Xiphophorus maculatus (southern platyfish), 9282 nucleotides. RefSeq names its product plasma membrane calcium-transporting ATPase 1-like. The coding region runs from base 926 to 4447 and encodes 1173 amino acids. Gene Ontology annotation, molecular function: ATP hydrolysis activity; P-type calcium transporter activity; ATP binding. The transcript has 20 exons. NCBI's taxonomy places the organism in Eukaryota, Metazoa, Chordata, Actinopteri, Cyprinodontiformes, Poeciliidae. Gene Ontology annotation, biological process: calcium ion transmembrane transport; regulation of cytosolic calcium ion concentration. The record is from RefSeq and is a predicted model, not a curated record. Gene Ontology annotation, cellular component: intracellular membrane-bounded organelle; membrane.